AUGGACGGCUGGCGCCCGCGACACUCGCGCGACAACGGUAUAUUUCGCGGCUCUGAUGAAGCGAUUGCCAUGCCCUUCACGAGAGCCGCAUCACUAACUUGACUUGGUUGUACAAAGACAGCUCAGAUGCUACGGGCGAGUUCCGCAUAAGGGGCAUCUCGACACGCCGUAGUAAUGACUUGGACGCACCUCCUCGUGGAGAGCAUCAUUACCACCGCGAGCGGACUAGCCGCUAUGAUUCUGGACGCGACAGGACUGUAGUCUACGAAGAGCCACAGGGACCGCCAGCCAAUACUGGGGAAGACGACGCUGCGCUCGCGGGGACGAAGUCCAAAUUUCUGCUGGUCCGUGGGCUUAAGGUCAACACGGACGAGACUCUGCUUAGCAAUGGACUGAAGAAGUUCUAUUUGGAUGAGCCUGAAUGUGGCGGCGGAUCACAGCCAAAGCCAGAUCCGUCCGUACAGCCAACACCAAAGCCAAUGCCACUCGCAAAGCCCAUGCCGCCUGGUUGUGUCGCAAACCCGUCUGGCCCGUCGGGAGCCCGGCCGGGAAGCCUGAAACGGGUGUUCAUAAUCCGGGAUCGAGACACAAACAAAAGUAUGAAGUAUGGAUUCGCUGAGUAUCAUUCUAGCACCGACGCGAGCGCCGCGCAGGCCAAAUGCAUUGAACUCGGAGAUAAGAGCACCAUAUCAUCAUCAAAAAUCACGCUCGAACCGGCUGACCCUGGCAUCUUUGCUCCUGUUAUUGGUCGUCUGAAACGCGAUAGCCAAUUCUUCUUCGAACAUGGGGGCAACCUCUUCCAAUAUCGCGACCAGCGUUACUGGGCAUCUCCUAUGCUGAUCAAUGAAGAGCCUCCAGUCGAAGAGAAGCCAAGCGCGGACAACCCUGCUGGCGAAUUGGCCCAGCCAAGCAAGAAGCGCGCCAUGACUGCAGGCGUCGACCCCUCGGACAGCGGCAGGACGAAGAAGCCCAAGACGGGUAAUCUCCAGAUUGCUGAGAAAUGGCAGAAGAAGCAAGCUGAGCUUCGAGGCGAUGAUGGUGGCGAGGACGACCAGAAAAAUACCUCUGAUGCGCUAUCGGACUCCCACCCAGCACAGGCAGAUGGUCAAUCCUCUGCAGUACAACCUAUAGCUCAGAGUUUCAUCUGGCAGCGCGAGGUCAAAGGGCAGACCAAGAACUCUUGCUUGCUAUGCCUCACGGACUUACCGACCCACAUCGAGCCCCAGCGUCACGUCAAGGAGAGCGCGAAGCAUGCGGCCAACAUGAAAGAUGAGGUGAAAUACAAGCAAGGUCUCGAAAACUUGAAAAAGCGCGGCGUCGUUGAGGAAUCGACUCUGAAAGUCUUUCCGGAUGUUGAAAAGCGUUCGCCGAGUCAUGAGCGGCCGACUCAGCAAAGAGAAUUUCAAGAUAGAGCGGCUAUGCGACGCGAGAUGGAAGCCAAAGCCGACACUGCUAGCAGUCUUGCCACGAAGAUCAGCAUCCCUCUUGGCAACGAUCACCAAGCGAAGAAAAAGCAGACCCCGGAGAUCGCCAAGGACGCAUCCAGUGGAACCGCAUACGGCAAGGGCAUGGCUAUGCUGAAGAAAUCGGGAUGGAAGGCCGGAGAGCCACUCGGCUCAGGGGACGGAAUCGUUCAGCCGAUUGAAACGAACAUGUACCAGGCAGGUGUUGGACUUGGUCACGAGAGCAGCAAGAUCGGAGACGCUGUCGCGGAGGCUCGACGAUUCACGCAGGCUGGCAAUGGUGGAGGUGGGUUCAUCGAGAAGACUAAAGAGGUGUUCAAGGACAGGUUCGAGAAGAUGUCCUAG
Molecule: messenger RNA, 1808 nt
Organism: Lecanosticta acicola
Lineage: Eukaryota; Fungi; Ascomycota; Dothideomycetes; Mycosphaerellales; Mycosphaerellaceae
Source: the annotation of a GenBank genome assembly